Messenger RNA from Fonsecaea multimorphosa CBS 102226, 1773 nucleotides. RefSeq lists its product as uncharacterized. The record is from RefSeq and is a predicted model, not a curated record. NCBI's taxonomy places the organism in Eukaryota, Fungi, Ascomycota, Eurotiomycetes, Chaetothyriales, Herpotrichiellaceae. The transcript has a single exon. The coding region runs from base 1 to 1773 and encodes 590 amino acids.
AUGGCGUCCCAACCUGAAGGGUCAACCUCAUCUUCACCAAUCAAAGGCUGGACCUCCCUCCAUUCUGAUAGUGAAUCUGGAUUUUCGAACUCUAACUCACUUGAAGAACUCUUUGAGCAGAAUCGUCUGCACCUGACGGUCAACCCUCUUGACCCAUUCUUGCCGACGAUUCGUCCAACAAACAACCUUCUUGACAACCCAUUGCUUCCUGAAGCACCUCAAUUUGUCUCGUCCAUGCAACUCGACUUGGACAGCCAUGAUGCAGACGUUGAAACAGAUCUCAGUCAAUUUGAGUUUCAAUUUUCAGAAUUGAACACUGCCGUUCCUGAUGUCGAAUUCCGGCUCGAGGAUUUUCUUGAAGGCAUUGAGGAUUUUGCUGAAGGUGACUUCUCAGCUGAUCUUCACUCGGAUGGAUAUGCUGCGCCAAUCCAGGAGCAAUAUUCCUUCCAGGAGGACUUGGCAAAUCUUGACAACCUUGACUUUCAUGAUCUAGCUUUCGUCCCCGACGAACCAGCUAACGAAGCGUUCGCCCUGGACGGAAACGAUUCAUUCGCUGCUCAAGGUUUGGCAAAUCUCGACACAUUUGAUGCCGACUACUGGUUUUCUUUCCCGACGGAAGUGGACAUACAGUCUCCUCUGCCUCCUGAUGAGUUCGUCGACGCCAGCCUGUCGCGCUAUCCUCGAACUCCCGAAGAGGUUCAUCUGCUGUCGCGCUCCUCGAGUGACCUGGCUGAUUUCUAUGGAUACUCGGAACUUCUGGCCCAACCCGGUCCAAGCUCAGCUUCGUGGAAUCCUCCAACUGACGCCUUUCUGACUCCACAAGACCAAGGGCCCCAAUAUCAACUCACGUCGCAGCCCCACCAGGUCGGCGUAUCGCAGUUUCCUCAGGUCAUGCAACAACUUCCAGUGGAACAACAGCUUCCAGAGCUCAACUUCAGUCACAUUCCGGUGGUUGAUGAUGCGAUGGAAUUGCUGUUGGUCCCUCCAACUAACGAGAAUACCAACACUGCAGCUGCCUCUGAUUCAGCAACAGAAUCUGGGUCAUCCGCGACAUCCUCGUCUUCGUCAACGCUAUCCAGUCCGGCCCGCGGCCGUUCCGAGUCGACUAGGCAGCUUUAUCGCACCCAGAAAUGGUACGAAGAGGGUGCCCGCCGUCAACAAGAGGCUGCUGCCAGGUCCGCAGGCACAACGCGUCAAAGACUCGCGCGCAGACGAGAAAACCAUCGACAGCACAGAGAGAGGGUGCGGGAAGGGCAGCAGAGAGAGCAUGCAUCUAGACGGCUUCACGGGUCAUCUAGAUCCCCUCCGCAUCUCACCAUACCCCGAAGUGUGCCUACGCAGCAAGCACCUGUGAUUCCUCCGGUUGUUCUUCCCACCGGGAACAGUGUCGCAAACACAAGCCCCAGGGUUUCAUGGUACCAAAAGGAAGAUGCCCGUACAGGGGAGGUCUUGGGAUAUGUUCGCUGUGUCGAAGAGUUCUACACCCAGCUUCCUACUCCUGUCGCUCCCCCUGUCUUCAAUCCUCUGUUCCCUGUCGCUUCUCCCGUUCCAGCCGCUGGUGCUGCGCUCCUCACUGCGCUGCCACCGCCACCGCCGCCGCAGCCGCAGAGAGGACAAGCACCGGUGUCAACUUCAAUCACGCCGGCUGCGCCCGCAGCCAGGGCAGUCAUCGUUAUCGAUGACAGCGACUCAGGCUCUCCCGAUGGUUCCCCACUAAUAGUGACAACUCGCGCCAACCCAGUGCGUCGGUCUGAUCGCCUACGAAAGAGCUGA